AAAAAACAUAAAAAUUAACGUAAAUAUUGCACGACGUUUGUCGUUAUCACAUUCGAAAUAUAUAUUUUUUUCAGUAAAAAGUGGAUAUAUUAUGUGCCAUUGAAUUGAACCACUGGAUUUAUAAAAAUGGGUGUCUUUGGGGCUCUGGUGGCGUCCACACUACUGAUUUUAUACAUUUCAAGGAUGGCCGUAGCUAUAGACUCUGUUUGUGAUUACUCACAAUAUUUAACAACAGGCAAAUCUUACACUUUUAACAAUUAUGGUAGUCCAAACAGCUAUCCGGCUGGAAGUGACUGCCGAUGGUGGGUCCAAGGUGAUGUAGAUACUAGAGUUUACCUUACUUGCACAAUAAAUAUUCCACAGACAAGUAACUGUGCUGGAGACCAAUUUAGAGUCUCUCUUAUUGGAGACGGUACCUAUUUUUCUGAUGCUAUCAACUACUGCGGAUAUCAAACAAUAUCACUGGUCUCUAAGAAAAAUACUCUGGCUGUGAAAUGUAUUCCACAUAUUACACAACUGGAGGGAUUUUCAGCUGUUCAAUAAAAGCCGUCCAAAAUCCCGCUCCUACAACUACCCAAGCACCGAGUUGUGACUGUGGUUGGAAGCAAGCGACCAGAAUUGUUGGUGGGCAAGAUACUGGUCAACACGAAUUUCCUUCAAUGGCAGCUUUAAUAGAUGCAAGUAUUCUGCCCGAUUGGGAGGUCACAUGUGGUGCAGUUAUUUUAAAUCAGCGAUAUGUUUUGACUGCAGCUCACUGUCCGACUUUAGUUCCAAUUCAAUACAUGGGCAUCCUCGUAGGAGCUUGGAAUGUAUCUAAAGGUGCUCCUAUUGACACUAAUUUGCUAUACUUAGUAACAAAAUAUUGGACUCAUCCCCAGUAUAAUGCUAACAGCCAAAUUAACGAUAUAGCUAUUAUUAAAACAGAUGAAGCAAUGACGUUUUCCUUGAAUGUUGGACCAGUUUGUUUACCAUUUGUAUAUGAUGGAUACACUUUUAACUAUCAAGAUGUUACGUUAUUAGCCGUUUGUGUUUCAGGAUGGGGCCAAAUAUUUUACAAUGGUCCUUCUUCUGCAAUACUUCAGAAAGUUAAUGUAAAAGUAAUGAAUAACACGUACUGCCAACAAAUGUUGCCCGGUAAUCAGAUUACACAAGCUCAAAUAUGCACUUACUCCUCAGGUAAAGAUGCUUGUCAGCACGAUUCUGGAGGUCCAGUAAUCUGGCAAGAUCCUGUUAGUAGGAGACUGUAUACAGUUGGAGUUAUUUCUUAUGGAUUAGGAUGCGCCACAAAUCGUCCUGCUGUAAAUACAAGAGUUACGAGUUAUUUGGAUUGGAUUGUCAGUAUAAUACAAGAUGCAGGCUUUUGUGUGAAAUAAACGAAGAAGUCAAAAAAUAGUGCCUAAAAUAUAUUUGUCGUUAAAUAUUAUAAUAUACAAAAUGUUACUUUAUUCGU
Molecule: messenger RNA, 1450 nt
Organism: Diabrotica balteata
Lineage: Eukaryota; Metazoa; Arthropoda; Insecta; Coleoptera; Chrysomelidae
Source: the annotation of a GenBank genome assembly